AUGUCUAUCUCCACAGUGGUUAUACUUCUAGCUGUGAGCGCUCUGACGCUCUAUCUUUGCAUCAGACAAAAGAGACAUGGUCUAAAGGGGAAUCUACUCCUCAAACUGCCGCUGAUUGGCGAUCUUCACAGCUCUCCGAUCGAGAAGCCCCUGGUAAACUGGAGUGAUUGGUCCAAACAACAGGGCCCGAUUGUAGUUCCGAAACUCUUUGGGAUUGUGCCUAUCGUCGUCCUCAAUUCAUAUGAAGCGGCCACUGAGCUCUUCAGUCGCCGCAGCCAAUGGUACAGUAAUCGACCGGCCUCGGUCAGCAUGGAGAUGAUUACGGGGGCUGGACCAGGACGCUCUCGGUUUACGCUGAUGCAUGACUAUGACGAACACCUGAAGCUGCAUCACCGCAUUCUCUCACCAAGUCUCGGUGCACCUGCUGCAAGCAAGUACCAGCCGCUCAUGGAACUUGAGGCCAAGCAGCUUCUCUUCGACCUCACUACAGUGUUGAAAGCGUCUGCCAAUGGCUGCACAAUCACUACAAAGGCCAUAUAUCCUCUCUUUGAGCGGACUCAGGCUAGCGUCAUUCUGGCCCUACAUUAUGGUUUUCGGAUUGCCCAAUUCGAAGAUCCACUACUUCAUGAGAUCAUGGAUAUUCAAGCUAAGGUCACCCACUUAGCUGCAAACCCACAGCUACCAGACAUUGUGCCUUUCUUACGCCAUCUACCCACCGUCAUUUCACCAUGGCAGCAGCAUGCUGAUAGAAUCUACAAAUCCCAAGUGGAUCUUUAUCUGCGUCUCUUCCGUGAAGGUAGGGACGCGCCGGGUUGGAACGCCACCAAACAAGCCAUUGCGACUGCACCGAAACAUGCGCCCCCAGACUCCCCAGUUGAAGAUCUCGAUCUUGCGUUCGCGCUCGCAACAUCCAUUCAAGGUGGCAUGGAGACAUCUCCGCGCCAGAUGCUUUGGCUGUUUGUUGCCGCCAUUCAGAACCCUGGCUUUAUGACGCCCGCGCAUCAAGUGCUAGACCAAGUCGUUGGUCGCGAUCGUCUGCCUCGAUUCUCAGACCGUAACAGUCUCGCGUACAUCGACGCCGCCGCACAUGAGUUACUUCGCUGGCGGCCAAUAUCUCCAGGAUCCAUUCCACGCCGUGCCGGCCGCGCGGAUGAAUUCGGUGGUGUCAAAAUUGUCAAAAACGUCACCAUCAUGGCAAACGCAUGGGCCAUUGGGCGCGACGAGAAGGUUUUCGACCCAGCACUCGGUGACGCAGAAGCUUUUGUGCCCGAGCGUUGGAUGUAUGACGACAGAUUGUGUAGUGAUCUUCCUCUGCCGGUGUUUGGUCAGGGUAGAAGAGUCUGUCAAGGAAAGCGUAUCGCUACUGACGGCACAUUUUUGAACAUUGCAUAUUUGCUCUGGGCCUUUAAUAUAGAAGCAUUCGACGGUGAGGAGGUAGACCCAUGGGAAAUGGUAGUUGUCGGAUUCAUGACUAAGCCAAAGCCAUUUAAGUUUCGCCUUAAGCCCAGGGGGGAAUGGGCACAUAACGUUGUGAGAGAGGAGUGGGAAAGGGCCGAAAAGAGCUUAGAGAUGGUAAUGGGCAUGGCCAAGGAUGUUGAGAAGUAG
Messenger RNA from Exserohilum turcica Et28A, 1605 nucleotides. RefSeq lists its product as uncharacterized. The record is from RefSeq and is a predicted model, not a curated record. The transcript has a single exon. Gene Ontology annotation, molecular function: iron ion binding; oxidoreductase activity, acting on paired donors, with incorporation or reduction of molecular oxygen; monooxygenase activity. Bases 1 to 1605 code for a protein of 534 amino acids. Lineage: Eukaryota; Fungi; Ascomycota; Dothideomycetes; Pleosporales; Pleosporaceae.